AUGUCUUGCCUAGCACCAUACGACGGCAAUGAAACCUUUGUUCAACGAAACUAUGAUCACAAUGGUUGGACCAACUAUUUGCACAACCACGCCCCUCGUUUCGGGUACACCAAUAAUGUAAUGCAUUGGCUAAAGGGGACGGAAUCACAACAAAGUGCAUACAUCAAAGGGUUGCAAUCGAGUGUGGUUGCCAUGUCGGUUCUGUUUGUCCUUUGGAUCGGGGCUCUGGUAUUCUUCAGGAUACGAGGCCCCUCCUAUUUUGGAUGGUUGUCAGGACGCAGACGUGAGCUACCAGCAGAACCAAAUGUCAAGGGUGUCCCGCCGAUGGAUGAAGACGAAAUGCAUCUCUUGGAACACAGUAUGGUGACAGUGGAUGCUAUCAAAACAAGGAAACAAAAACUUGGUCUGUCACUGGGAAAGACGAGAGAGGGUGCCAUUGUGGUGUAUGAUAUCGAUGAGAAGGGCUUGUUCUAUGGUUCAGACAUUCAGGUUGGUCACCGAAUAGCAGCAGUGAACGAUCAACGAUGUACGGGUGAUUUGAAGAGAACCAUUCAAAUGCUACGAGAAUGUGAGGGACCCUUCACCAUCAAGGUGCACCACGAAAUUUGUGAGGAAGACUUGGCUAUCAUUGAAUGGGAUGCCGUAUUCGACAAAACUGUAAAGCACCAAAAGAUAUUUCGGCACAUUAUAUUCGUUGCGCUCGUUGUGAUUAUUUCCAUGGGAAUUGUGUUAAGUGCCGAUGGAGUUCAAGCGUUGUCCAAAGUUGUGGAUCAAGGGGUCAAGACAUUUAACAAAAUAGAGGAACGAGCCCAAUAUGGCUUGGAUCUUUUGGAUGACAUUCAGUUCUCUGUCACGAACGUGAAGAAAGAUGGACAUUUUCUCUUGGAUGCAGUCAAUAAAGUAUGUCCAAAGAAGACUGAAAAGAUCUGUUCAGAUCUUAAGGAUCCCAGCAGUUGCCAAGAAGAUCUUGGGCUUCCGUUUGUACCAGAACUCCAAAAAGCGAUCUCCUACAUCAACCAUGAGACGGGGAUUCAAGAGAACAUUAAGGAUGCUCGCAACGAACUCGAUUUCCUGAUCUCUCACACCUUUGGAUUGAGUGCUGAUCUGGAGAAAAUUCACACGCUUCUUUGGGCUUUGAUGGUCAUGUCCAUCGCUCUGUCCUUCUUAUGCGUUAUAAUUGUCGCUGGGGUUGGUUUUGGAAGGCCCGAAAUUGUGGGUUUCUUCCGGCGCUCGUGCGUCUUUCCACUCUUUGGAAUCAUGGUGUUUUUCAGCUUUGCUCUGUCCGUAUCAUUCUUGAUGAUGUCGCUCGUAGCGGCCGAUACAUGCUACGAUGAUCCAGGACCCAAGGUUGCUGCAAUGGUAGAGAGUUCCUACACAGGUGGCUCGUCAGAACUGAUGGAAGACAUUAUGCUCAGAGUCUUUGAAGGUUGUCAGGUGCCAUCAAUUCCACUCCAAGAGAAUGUUGAACAGUUGCGAGACGAUAUCCUUUUUUUCGAGCAAUUCAGCUCGAACUUGGAGGUAUUUGAACCUGAUCGUAUCAAUACUUGCGGCGCUUCGCCAUGGACAUUUUCAAAGCUUGACCUUGCCAUCAACAACAGAGUCAAUGAGCACCUGUGCACGGCGUCGGAUCAUCUUCGAGACUUUGGAGACUUCUUUACUUGCCGAUUCUGGUAUCCCAUUUACUUCAAAGCAGUUCAUGAAUCAAUCUGCACCGAUGGAACAGAAGGAUUGGCUGUGAUUGCAACAACCCAAAUCAUUGUUGUAUUUAUGGCGUUGCUGGUUCUGACAUACCGAGCAGCAUUGUGGGACGUCAAGGUAUCGACUGUGCCCAAUAACUCAAAGAAGACACUUGUCAAGAGUGCAAAGCCACCAACAUCAGAAGGUACACUGAUGACUGCUACUUCUCGACUGACAGACGACAGUUCUUCCGAUGCAGAUUCGGGUGAGGACAGAAGUCCAUCCAACAAACCAAUGGUUAUUGCAAUCGACAAUAUGGAACAGCAUAGCCGAGAAUCGCAACCAUUGGCCAUGCCAUCGAUCGACUACCCUGAUGAGGAAGAAAAGAAGGAAGACAGCCCAGAGAGCAAUCCUCUUUUGGUUUCAAAAGAUGUGGUUCUGGAGCAAAGUACUUCUCACAGAUCAAUCGUUAUAAAUGAGACCGCAAAGGAAGCACCCUCCUCUACACCCAUGAUUGGAAUGGCAGUACUUGAAUCAAUUGAGUUGGAUCAUGAUGGAAAUUCAACCGUAUCUUCCGUUGACCCCCCAACCUUCAAACGCCAAAGCUCAAACGCUAGUAGCAAACAGUGCAAUGUAGUGUCUGAAAAUAAGGAAGAUCCCACUUUGUUACUCUUGCGGAACCAAGGCACAUCCAUCAAGAGUAUGUCGGAGCUUUCAGCGACUCAAGACGCGGAUGAAAGCAUUGACUCUGACUCGAUUUAUCUAUCGAGUGACAUUGGGAACGCCUCGAUCACCUUUCCAGAUCUGUUAAGGCCGGGACACUUGGUUGCAGAAGAUAGAAUGAAGUCAAUCAACGAAGAUGGUGUUAUUUCAGACUCAGAUAUUAAAUUCGUGGCAGCUGAUGCAGAAAACUGCAGCGUCGAACAGAGCCUGGACGAUUCGAAGGUCUCUCUACAUUCAUUGAGCAGUGUGAACACGAAACCAGUUCACUUUAGUGGAAUCAACGUUUCGACAAGGUCGAUGCUUUCAUCCCGCGAUAUUGAAAAGAGCAAAAGACCAACAUUGGAAUCGAACGAUUCGCGAAGAUCCAUCCAUAGUGCCCCUUCGAUCAUGGAGAGAAAGUCAAGCGUCUCUUCACAAGAUGAAUGUUGCGAUGAGUCGAUUACACCCGUUCUCGUGGAGACGAAGGCUCGUGGACGACUCAGAAGAGGCACUAGCAUUACUGUUUUGCAAUCUAAUAGUGACCAUGGGCUCACAAAGCAAAACUCUUCUGCAGCAAUGACAGUGGAUUCAGCUAGAAUGGGAGAUAUGGAAGCUGGGGAUCUGCCGCCACUAACGCUACGGGCACCACAGCCUCCAGUGGACAUGGACGACUAUAAUGACGUAGGUCAACAGCCUGCCCCCACUCCGCCACCCGUGGACAUGGACGACUACGACGAUAUGGCACAAGAUGCACCACAUGACGAGGAAGAUACAAUCUCCCCUUCCCAAAUUUUGGCGUUGGAACGAAAAUCCGAACCAAAGCAACUGAUUGCUGAGCUCGCAUUUGAUGAAAUCCCGAUGAACCGAGCAUACACAUCCGUGUACUCUAACAUCGACUCGGUUAUUUCAGAUGCUGAAGCGCUUAUGGGCGAGAAGAAAGAUAGGGUUUCAAAGCAAUUGACCAGGGGUGAUAGUUUCUCCAACCAAUCGGCUCCAGGAGCCCCAUUGUCUCGGCCUGCAGGAAUCCAAACAAAACAGGUCUCUGUCAGCAUGAGUGAGGGAGGGGCUGGUGAUAUUGAAGUGCAAGACUUUAUGUUUUGA
Messenger RNA from Cylindrotheca closterium, 3480 nucleotides. Lineage: Eukaryota; Bacillariophyta; Bacillariophyceae; Bacillariales; Bacillariaceae. The record is from the annotation of a GenBank genome assembly.